Messenger RNA from Gadus morhua (Atlantic cod), 9250 nucleotides. RefSeq names its product dedicator of cytokinesis protein 3. Gene Ontology annotation, biological process: small GTPase-mediated signal transduction. Lineage: Eukaryota; Metazoa; Chordata; Actinopteri; Gadiformes; Gadidae. Gene Ontology annotation, cellular component: plasma membrane; cytoplasm. Bases 431 to 6478 code for a protein of 2015 amino acids. The transcript has 54 exons. Gene Ontology annotation, molecular function: guanyl-nucleotide exchange factor activity; small GTPase binding. The record is from RefSeq and is a predicted model, not a curated record.
CUCUCUCUCUCUUCUUCUGACUCAUCUCUCCGCAUCAACACAGCGAAUCGGGGGAGAUGUUCCGUUAAUUUACUCACCCUCACACUUUUCCCUCCCCGCUCAUUUGGUUUCUAAUUGAUUUCGAGCGGAAAGAUGAACGCGAGGGGAAGUGACCGGUGGGGGAUACUGCAGUGACGGAUCUCUCAUCCCAGACCGAGUGGUCUUCCAAUGGGGACCCGAGCGGGGUCUGACUAGCGGACCAUGUAGAGCGCCACACACCACGGAGAUCCCCCUGCGUCAUCCCACCAGAGAGAUAGGUCGUUUGCGUGUUGUCCUGAAGCGUGUCAGAUAGCCGUCCGUCCGCCGCGGAGCAUUCCGGGGAAAGUUUAUUGUGGCGGUUCCACGGAAAGACGCACCGAGUGUGUUUUAACUCGGGUGGAUAUUCGGCAGCAUGUGGACCCCAACAGAGGAUGAGAAGAUCGGAGUUGUGAUCUGUGGCUUCCGCGGGUCGGGGUGUCACGGCUUGGCCCUUGAGGUGGGGGAGAGUGUCCACAUCCUGGAGAAGAGUGAAGGGUGGUACAGAGGAUUCUCCAUCAGGAGGCCAAACGUCAAGGGAGUUUUUCCAGCCAAUCAUGUUUAUCUGAAGAAGGCAGUUGUCACCAACAGAGGGCCCCAUGAGACGGUGACCCCCCUGGAAGACCCCAUCGUAACCGAGGUUACGUCCACGCUACAGGAGUGGGCGUUGCUAUGGAAACAGCUUUAUGUGAAACACAAGGUGGACCUGUUCUACAAGCUGCGUCAUGUAAUGUCAGAGGUGAUCGACCUGCGGCGACAGCUGCUGUCAGGUCACCUGACCCGCGACCAGAUGAGGGACGUCAAGAAACACAUCACUGUCCGCCUGGACUGGGGCAACGAACACCUGGGUCUGGACCUGGUCCCACGUAAGGACUUUGAGCUGGUGGAUGCAGACCAGAUCAGUGUGUCUGAUCUCUACAAGAUGCACCUCAGCAGCAGGAACAGUGUCCAGCAGAGCAGCACACAGGGGGACAGUUCCAGGCAGCGCCACCCUGAGCCCUGUAGAGUGCCUGUACAGCACCACCUGCUGGUCAACCUGAAGAGCUUCACCUACAACACCAUCGGAGAAGACACUGACCUGUUCUUUUCUCUGUAUGAUCUGCGAGAGGGAAACACCAUCAGUGAGAAGUUCAUGGUGAGGCUGAACAAGAAUGGAGCGCCCAAGAACCCUGAGAAAGUAGACCGCCUCUGUGCUCUCUUCACGGACCUGAGUAAUAAAGACAUGAAGAGAGAUCUCUACAUUGUCUGCCAGGUGAUCAGAACUGGUCGCAUGCUGCUCAACGACAGUAAGAAAGGCCCUCCUCACGUCCAGUACCGCCGGCCGUACGGCUGCGCUGUGCUGGCCAUGAGCGACGUUCUGCAGACCAUCUCCGAACUCAAGGAGGAGAAGGACUUUGUCCUCAAAGUGUACACCUGCAAUAACGAAAACGAGUGGUACCAGAUCCACGACAACAUCAUCCGCAAGUCCAGUACCAAGUACACCGCCCCAAGCACCAACUACGGUCUAGUGAUCUCCCUGCAGCUGUUGCGGGGGGACAUGGAGCAGCUCCGACGGGAGAACCCUCUGCUCUUCGGUCGGGGGGUCGCCCUCACCCGCAAGCUGGGCUUCCCCGACGUCAUCAUGCCUGGGGAUGUCCGCAACGACCUGUACCUGACUGUCGAGAGGGGAGACUUUGAGAGGGGAGGCAAGAGCGUCCAGAAGAACAUGGAGGUCACCGUGUAUGUCGUCUAUGCGGACGGGGAACCGCUCCAGGACUGUAUCAGCCUGGGUUCAGGGGAGCCCAACACGGCAGAGCACCGCUGCUUCGUCCUCUACCACAACAACAGCCCCCGCUGGAACGAGGCCCUCAAACUGCCCAUCCCCAUCGACCGCUUCAGGGGGUCCCACCUGCGCUUCGAGUUCAGACACUGCUCCACCAAGGACAAAGGGGAGAAGAAGUUGUUUGGUUUCUCCUUCACUCCGCUGAUGAGAGAAGACGGGACAACGCUCUCUGAUGACAGCCAUGAGCUCUAUGUGUACAAGUGUGAGGAGAACACCAUGUUCUGUAACCAUGCUCUGUACCUGGGCCUGGCCUGCUGUAAGGAGGACUCCUCCUCCGUCUCCCCCUCCGGCCUCCCCUUCCAGCGCAGCUCCAAGGAGACCCUCUGGAUAUCCACCCAGCUGUCCUCCACCAAGCUCACCCAGAAUGUGGACCUGCUGGCUCUGUUGAAGUGGAAGGGUCACCCUGAGAGAGUUCUGGACAUCCUCGCUCGGCUACGUCACGUCAGCGGGGAGGAUGUUGUCAAGUUCCUGCAGGACAUACUAGACACUCUGUUCUCCAUCCUGGACGACAACACAGACAAAUACGGCCCGCUCGUCUUCCAGUCACUGGUGUUCAUCAUCAACCUCCUCCGGGAUAGUAAGUUCUACCACUUCAGACCCGUCAUGGACACCUACAUCCAGAAGCACUUCGCUGGAGCCCUGGCCUACAAAGAGCUGAUUCGCUGUCUGAAGUGGUAUAUGGACCGAUCAUCAGAGCUUAUCAGACAGGACCCCAUUCAGGAGACCAUGAGGGCUCUAGAGUAUAUCUUUAAGUUCAUCGUCCAGUCACGGCUGCUGUACUCGCGGGCCACCUGCGGCCAGGAGGAGGAGGAGUUCCACUGCAGCGUCCACCAGCUGUUCACCUCGCUGCGCUUCGUCCUCAGCCUGGACGCCCGGCACACAGACACACUGCUGUUCUCUCAGGCGGCUCUCCUCAGCUCCUUCCCGGCUAUCUUCGAGGAGCUGCUGCAGGUGUUCUCGGUGCAGGAGGUGUGUGAGUUGGUGCGUGGGGCUCUGGGCUGCAUGCCCUCCACCCUGCACAUGGGACACUCCAUGGACGUGGUGAGGCUGCAGUCCAUCGCCCGCACUGUGGACAGCCCCCUCUUCGCCUACCCAGAGUCUCGCAGGAUUCUACUUCCUGUGGUAUUACAUCAUAUCCACCUUCACCUACGUCAGCAGAAGGAGCUUCUGAUCUGCUCUGGUAUCCUCAGCUCAAUCUUCUCCAUCAUCAAGACCAGCUCUCUGGAUUCAUCAGUACAGGAGGAGGUGGAGAUGAUGGUUGAAUCCCUAUUGGACGUAUUGCUCCAGACCCUGCUGUCAAUCAUGAGCAAGAGCCAAUCCCAGGAGGCGGUAAGGGGUCAUCGCUGUCCGCAGUGCACCGCUGAGAUCACUGGGGAGUAUGUGUCCUGCCUGCUGUCCCUACUUCGGCAGAUGAGUGACACCCACUUCCAGCACCUGCUGGACAGCUUCCAGAGUAAGGAGGAACUCAAGGAGUUUGUGUUGAAGAUUCUCUGCGUGUUCAGGAAUUUGAUGAAGCUCAGCAUCUUCCCCCGUGAUUGGAACGUGAUGAGACUGCUAACUAGCAAUAUCAUAGUUUCAACGGCUAGGUUUCUUUCUCCUGCCAUUCACAAGAACUUCAACGAAGCCGACUUUGACUUUAAGGUGUGGAGCUCCUACUUCGGUCUAGCUGUGUUGUACAUCAACCAGCCAAGCUUACAGCUGGAGAGCCUGAGCCCUGCCAAGCGGAAGAAGGUGUUGGACAAACAUGGAGACAUGAGGAUCCCCAUGGCCUAUGAGCUGCUCACCAUGUGGCAGAACCUUGGGGAGAACAAGGUGCACUUCAUCCCGGGUAUGAUCGGGCCGUUCCUGGGGGUGACCCUUGUCCCCCAGGCGGAGGUCCGCAACAUCAUGAUCCCCCUGUUCCACGACAUGAUGGACUGGGAGCAGCGCACCAAGGGCCACUUCAAACAGGUGGAGGCAGAGUUGAUUGAUAAACUGGACAGUUUGGUUUCCGAGGGGAAAGGAGAUGAAAACUACAGAGAACUGUUCAGUCUACUAACCCAGCUGUUUGGGCCCUACCCCAGUUUACUGGAGAAGGUAGAGCAGGAGACAUGGAGAGAGAGCGGCAUCUCCUUUGUUACCUCGGUAACCAGACUGAUGGAGCGUCUGCUGGACUACAGGGAUUGCAUGAAGGGAGAUGAGACUGAGAACAAGAAGAUUGGCUGCACUGUGAACCUGCUGAACUUCUAUAAGUCUGAGAUCAACAAGGAGGAGAUGUACAUCCGCUAUAUCCACAAGCUGUGUGACAUGUACCUGCAGGCAGACAACUACACCGAGGCAGCGUUCACCCUGCUGCUGUACUGGGAGCAGCUGUCCUGGGAGGAGGGUCCUCUCAGGGACUUCCUGCACUACCCUGCACAGACCCACUGGCACCGCAAGGAGGCGCUGUGUCGCAAGGUGCUGCACUACUUCAACAAGGCCAAGUGCUGGGAGUAUGGGAUUCCCCUGUGCAGAGAGCUGGCCUUCCAGUACGAGUCCUUAUACGACUACCAGAGUCUCAGCUGGAUCCGGAAGAUGGAGGCCGCCUACUAUGACAACAUCAUGGAGCAGCAGCGUCUGGAGCCGGAGUUCUUCAGGAUAGGGUUCUACGGCCGCAAGUUCCCCUUCUUCCUUAGAAACAAAGAGUUUGUCUGUCGCGGCCAUGACUACGAGAGGCUAGAGGCCUUCCAGCAAAGGAUGCUGGGAGAGUUCCCACAAGCAAUCGCAAUGCAGCACCCCAACCAACCAGACGAGGCCAUUCUGCAAUGUGAUGCCCAGUAUCUCCAGAUCUACGCGGUCACGCCGGUGCCGGAGAACCUCAGUGUGCUGCAGAUGGAAAGAGUACCCGACCGCAUCAAGAGCUUCUACCGGGUGAACAACGUGCGGCGGUUCCGCUACGACCGGCCAUUCCACAAGGGGCCCAAGGACAAGGACAAUGAGUUCAAGAGUCUCUGGAUAGAGAGGACUACCCUCAUCCUCACCCACCCCCUGCCUGGCAUCUCCCGCUGGUUUGAGGUUGAAAAGAGAGAGCUGGUGGAAGUGAGUCCCUUGCAGAACGCCCUGGAGGUGGUGGAGAGUAAGAACCAGGAGCUGAGGUCUCUGAUUGGUCAGUACCAGCUCCAGCAGCUCCAGAGCAACAUCAACCUACUCAGCAUGACCCUCAACGGAGUCAUCGACGCGGCGGUCAACGGCGGCAUCGCCAGAUACCAGGAGGCCUUCUUUGAUAAGGACUACAUCAGCAGCCAUCCUGAGGACACCGACAGGAUCACCCAACUCAAAGACCUGAUGCAGGACCAGGUUCACAUCCUGGGCCUCGGUCUUGCGGUGCACGAGAAAUUGGUGCACCCAGAAAUGCGUCCCCUGCAUAAGAAACUGAUAGAUCAGUUCCAGAUGAUGAGGAACAGUCUGUGUCUCGGGCUUCCGGGCUCGGAGCGGGUCGGCUCUGGGGUCAACGCUCGAGGCUUCCUGGCUACCCACAGCCCCAUGAGCCCGGAGGGGUUCAAACUCAUUCACCGACACAGUGACACUGGGACCGUUGGUAACGUUGUGAUCCUGGCUGAGGGGCUGGUGCUAGAGCACCCUGAUGACUUCUACCGCAUGCAGCCAAGCCCCUCGUCUUCCAGCCUAAGCUCCACCCACUCAGCCCCCUCUCAGAUGAUUCACUCCGCCCCUUCCACCAUCAGGGUGGGCUCCCCUUCUCUACCAGACCGGUUCAGACACAACAGAGAGCUGAUGAUGCUGCUGCCUCCGCACAGAGACCGUCCCUCCAGCGUGAUGAUCCCCAGCCACAGCGACCACGCGCAGCCGUCCAACCUCCAGAGGGCGCUGUUUCACCAGGUGAUCGGCCCGUGCAAGCCCUGCAGCGAUCCCAACCUGUCAGUAGCAGAGAAAGUCCUGACCACGCCCAGCAGCUGGAGUCUGGACAGUGGGACCCGGGAGACUCUCCCCUUCCUCUCCGGGCACCUGGGCCUGGCCCCCCCCGUGCCCCCCCGCAACCUGCCUCCUGGGCCCCACCUGUCGAUGCACUUUGAUGCUUUCAGCCAGCAGCUCAGCGACCUCCCGCCAGCCCUCCCCGCGCGCUCCUUAAGAAAGUCUCCCCUACACCCUAUACCUGCCUCUCCCACCAGUCCCCAGUCCCUCCUGGAUGGCAGUAGCUCCACCCUGUCUGGCAGCGCCAGCUCUGGGGUCUCCUCCCUCAGCGACGGUAACCCAGGCCCCCCCACCUCCAGCUGUGACCAAGAGGAGGCCCACUACCAGCCCGGCCCUGGAGCCCUCAUCCUGGGCCCACCUCUACCCCAGCCCCAGGCUUCAGUCCUGGCCUCUGAUCACCACCAGCACCACCACCACCAGCACCACCCUCAUCAUCAUCAUCAUCUUCCCCAGCCCAACUACAGCCUCCACCUCCCCCCUCUGUACCAGCCCCACCAGCCCCCCGCCCUCCCCCCGAAGCCCCCCCUCAGGGAGGAGGACGAGGAGGACGAGGAGCUUCCCAGGCCCAUGCCCCGCCGCAUCUCCCAGCCCCUGAUGGCCGUGACCAAGGAGGAACAGGCCAAGGCGGCCUGGCAGGCCGUCAGCGAGGAGUAGGGAGCUCAGGGGUCUGAGCCAAUGAGGUCCCAGAUGUCCGGUUAAGCCACACCCUCACAGGCCCCGCCCUCUUGUAAGCCCUCCCCCUUUAAAUGACCAGCAGUUGGUUUAGAGGUUUUCUAUACGACCAGGGACGGUGCAACGUUACAUCAUUCAUUCACCAUUCAACACCAUAGAAUGAAACGGUAGGAGUAAUUCACCAGAAUAAUACACUGAUAAUGGAUACCUGCAGUCUUCCAGAGCCGUGAAUAUCUUUAUUUACUGAAAUAUAUAUGUGGAUCCUAUCGUUUUGAAGGUGCUGCAAAGCACAAUGUUUCUGCUCGCCUCGAAUAGGACUACAUUCUAAAAGAUAGUUGGUGGAACAUAACACAUACAUGUGUUGGGUUUUAGGUGAAUUAAUCAUGAAUAAACAAACUUAAAACACGUGCAUCUCUUAUCACCAGGGCAACGCCAAAGACGUGAUUCCUGUAUGAAAGUUCAUUGAAUAAAUAAAUAUAUAUAUUUAUAAACCCAUUAAUUCAAACAUGUAUAUUAAAUGGAUCUAGUAUUUUAAACUACUUCUGGACAAAAGACCAAGUAAAUAAAUAUAGAACAAUAUUGUUUUUUUAAAUGACCACAGUAUUAUAAAAUAUAAAAAAUAUAUAUGAUCUAUUUCGUCUAUUAAGACCAGAGUAUCACCGUUAUGUAAUAAUAAUAAUAAUAAUAAUAAUCUUGUUUUAUGAAGCCUAAAGUAUUUCCAUGAUUUUAAAACUGAAUGUGAAUAUGAAACAAUAAUCUUGUUCUACCCCACAGUAUUAUAAUAAUUUAUUUUGUUUAGACUGGUUGAUGAGACGAAAAUGGCACACAUAUUUGAUAAGUGAUCCUUGAAUUUUACAAGUUAUAAAAUAGUUAGAAGGAGGGUUAACGGUUUGCAUUCCCCAUCUUUAGUUUACUAUAACCGCUCACGCCGCCACAUACACCCACAGUUAGCAUUAUACACACAUUCAAUAUGUGGUGCCACAACAUAUGGUUUCAUAUGUCAUGGUGUUCUUAAUUUCAUGGUUGCAGAUGUGAGAAGCUUGAAAGAUUUAUGCACGGUACUAAAAAACGGUUUUAUACAGGCUACAAAAUGCAGCCCCAGACAUUUCCACCUCGUAAGCGCUCUCUACGGAUGGGAUGUGACCUCUGACCUCGGUGAGUGUAGUCCUGUAUAGGAGGGACCCACAGGACCCCCAUCCAGACCUCAGAGAGCGUGGUUCAGCUGUAAGGACGUCCUGUCGCUAGCCAUCCCCUGGGUUGAUUGACAGGUUGAUUGACAGGUUGAUUGACUGUUCAUCAGGCAUACUUAUCAUUUCUUUAUUUCUGUGGAAACGGCUCCAGUUUGCAUCACACAGAGUUACCUCUUUCAUUACCUGGGCCAGUCUUCUAUCAGGAGACUCUCUACACUGUUUUAUAUAUUUGUUUUCUGGUCAUGAUUCACACUGUUGUUGUACACACUGUUAUAUAUUAUUAAUAACCAUUAACUUACGGCACAUAUUUAGCCAGAACCAGGGUACGAUAUUUAAUAACUAAUUUAUUAUCUCAGCUUGUCUGGCACCUGUCCGUCUGUCUGAACAGGGCAACGUGUUGCUCGUUGUUGUUGAUGUUUUAGGAGGCGUCUCAAGGCUCUAACUGAAGGCUACUUAAGGGUAGCUUAACACUCUGACCCCGCAGGUAGCUGACCUGACCUUUAACCCCUGAACCUCCAGACUGUAUCGGUUAAGAUCAAUUGAGGGGGCGUGGCUGUAGGCAUGGGGAGUUGUGUUGCACCAAUGAAAAGGGGCAGGACAGAGCUAGCCCCGCCCAGUUUGAACAGUGGUAGAAGCCAAUUUCCCGCGGCACCUUCUAUGCUCAUUGAUAUGUCACUUUAAGGUCAUUUAGUUCCUGCCCUCAAUGAGAUCACUUCACAGAGAAAUUGGACUGAUAACAUGUGAUUCAAAAUAUGGUGAUUAAAGUGUGUGAUUGAUAACAUGAUUUGAAGCUUUUGGAGAGGAAAGGAUGGCACAUUUUGUUACAUGUAACACAACAAAAUGUAACCUUUUAUAUAAAGUGUAACCUAUGCAAUGCCCAUGCAUUUGGACCACAGGUUUCUUACUAGUUCUUCAUGGAAUAGAAGAAUGUUUCACUUUGUUAUGCAAGGUAGUAAAACAGCCUACUGUACAAAUUAGCAGAGACGCAGCAGAAACAGUACGUUGUACAUUCGAUAGCAAUUCAUGAAAUGAUCUUUUAUAGUGUGUGAAAGACAGAAAAAGGUUUGUACUUGUUGUUUUAGUUUUCUAAUUUCUGCAUGAAGCUCCUUUUUCUACCUGUCUUUUCAGGGGUCGCAGGACAUGUGGCCUGAGUGUGUUUCUAAACGUUCUAUAUAAGAAGGACGAGCCAGAGUUGGUCGCCUUCAGGAACUGCCGCUGUCGUCUCUAUGUUGUAAGCCUGGCAACAGAUCACCAUGGCAACGAGAGGAGGGGUGUAGUCUGUACAUAGCGUCUACGGGCCUCGUUACUGCUGAUGUAAAAUCAUUUUUUAAAUUGGAACGUAAAAUACAUUUGACUAAUUCUUGUUAAUAUUGUAUGGAGUCCUAUGACUAUGUUUGGAUUUGGGAUUGGGUUUGGUGUAUUUCGCAUCAAUGACAGAUGGAAUGCGGCCAGUGGACUACUGUGUCCAGCCUGACUGUGGACCAGUAGAUGUAAAUAUCACCUUUUCCUACCGCUGUGCUGUAUGUUCAUUCAUAAUGACUUAAUAAAUACGAGCUAUACUGUA